GCAACUCACAUCCAUCUGAACUUGGGAGAAACCCGCUUUUAUUUCCAACAUUUGGCGGAGGAAGUCCCAACAGAUCUCAACAUAUCUCAAGCGACGACAUCUGCCGAAAUCGGUAAGUUCCUUUACUUUGCCGGUUGUUCUCGCAUCAUAAGCUUUAUCCAAAUGUUACUGUUGUAGCGUUACAUUGUGACUAAAUGUCGUGUGCACAUCUGCACUCCUCUCAGCUUCGACAUCCUGCCAGCAGGUGUCACAUCCCGUGGCUUUAAACAUGGAAAGCGCCCCAUCCGAUCACAACCGUGUGGAAAUAGGUGACUUGCUGAAGUCGGCCUCCUCCAGGUAUCUGGUGGAGUCUGUCCUCGGGCAGGGUACCUUUGGCACGGUUGUUAAGUGCACGAAUGUCGCUGACAACAAGACGGUUGCCAUCAAAAUGAUGAGGGAUCAUGGCGGUUUAGCCUCGCAGGCCAGAAAAGAGGUGGAAGUCCUGUUGACACUUCAACUGCUGGACUCUGACCAAAGCAACCUGGUUGAAUGGUACGGAGCUUUCACCUUCAACCAACACAUCUGUCUGGAGUUUGAGCACCUGGACAAAAGUCUUUUAGACUUCAUGAACGACAGAUCCUUCCAACCUCUCCUCCUGAAGGAAAUCAGACCCAUUGUCAAGCAGGUACGUUCUACUGCAGUUCUUAUCCAAUAAGCAUAUUGAUUGAACAUCGUAAAAGGAAAUGACUGACUUUAAUAACUUUCCAGGUCGCCAAUGCACUUGAUUACUUGAAGGCUGCUGCGAUAAUACACGCAGACAUCAAGUUCGAGAAUAUUAUGUUGGUGAACCACGCGCAGGAGCCUUACAGGCUUAAAGUCAUCGACCUUGGCCUGGCCCACGAGGUGUCGGACGCAGCCCAGGGCGCCUGCAUUCAGUCCCUUCCGUACA
Pseudoliparis swirei is the source of this 928-nucleotide messenger RNA. Its product is annotated as homeodomain-interacting protein kinase 3-like. Gene Ontology annotation, biological process: peptidyl-serine phosphorylation; peptidyl-threonine phosphorylation; smoothened signaling pathway. The transcript has 2 exons. Lineage: Eukaryota; Metazoa; Chordata; Actinopteri; Perciformes; Liparidae. Gene Ontology annotation, molecular function: protein tyrosine kinase activity; SMAD binding; ATP binding. Gene Ontology annotation, cellular component: nucleus; cytoplasm; PML body. The record is from RefSeq and is a predicted model, not a curated record. The coding region runs from base 269 to 694 and encodes 141 amino acids.